AUGACUUUAAUCACUUGGUCUAUUACUUCAAUAGUAACAUUGCGCUUGCACAUUCACAGUUUCUUUGAGAUUUGCGCUCGAGCGUCCGCAAUCGCUCGAUAUCUUUUCCUAGACCACGGUCUUGAACUUCCUUCGACCCAUAACACAUCAAACAUACCCGCGAUCGAAGCCAGGAGCCUGCUCCUAGAUCUGCCCGGGGAACUUCGAAACAGUAUUUACGCUGCUGAAUUUGGAGAGGGUUGCUACCUGUGUGUAACCUUUGGAAGCGACCGUCGCCUCCGAGUCUUUCCCCCCAACGGUGACAACAAUUCGAACGUGGCAACAACUUUGGAUGGCUUCAAGAUCAACCACCUCCUCCGUCGCGAAUCCCGAACCUUCUUCUACGGCAAGGAGUUCCGCUUCUUCGAGGACGGCAAGUCGUCCCGCGACGUUGCCCGAGCCUUUCUAGCCGCCAUCGGGCCUCGAGGUAGAGAACUCAACUCGGGUUGUAACAGCUACAACCUAGGAUCAACAACUCAUACGGUUCACGGUCACCUACGUACAGACUUGGAGUUGCUGGCAUAGUAGCUGCCUACAUGCCUAGCCAGUUACAACUUCUACAGAGAGGGGUUGGGGUACGGUGGCCUACCCUGCCUAAUGCUGCCUACUGCUGCCUCCAAUUAGUGCUUCUGCCUAUGCAUACAGUCACUUCCUACGUAGUAUAUAGUUUGGCCUUCGGGCCCCCGAAAUAAGACAGAGUUCACAUCAAUUUUCAACCUGAGU
Molecule: messenger RNA, 762 nt
Organism: Mytilinidion resinicola
Lineage: Eukaryota; Fungi; Ascomycota; Dothideomycetes; Mytilinidiales; Mytilinidiaceae
Exons: 2
Coding region: 1-564 (187 amino acids)
Source: RefSeq, a predicted model, not a curated record